Molecule: messenger RNA, 1746 nt
Organism: Episyrphus balteatus (marmalade hoverfly)
Lineage: Eukaryota; Metazoa; Arthropoda; Insecta; Diptera; Syrphidae
Gene: Polr3E
Product: DNA-directed RNA polymerase III subunit RPC5
Exons: 5
Coding region: 208-1614 (468 amino acids)
Biological process (GO): DNA-templated transcription
Cellular component (GO): RNA polymerase III complex; nucleus
Source: RefSeq, a predicted model, not a curated record
CCUAGACAAGUUGCUAAACCGCUAGGUAGUAGAAUGUCAGUUGGUGAUGCUUUUUCAUAGAAUAGCAAGUAGAAUACAAUGAGGAAUCCAGUUAUGCAGGACAUUUGAUUGCAUUUCAAGUUUUUCAAAACCAUUCUUUCUGUGACCACGAAUAAGUUCCAUUAAUAAACUUUAAAUCAUCAUCAAUUAAAAAUUUAAUUAAUAAAAAUGGAUGAAGAUGAAGAUUACGUUGUAGAAGAGAUUCCGGUGUUUCUAUCAAAAAACUUGCAAGACAAUUUAUAUCUCUUUCAAUACCCCACCAAAACUCACAUUACCAAUUUCGAUUCGGCAAAUGUAGUAAAUUGCUGUGUGAAACCUUUUAGCAACGAUGUCAAAGUCGACUUUGCCAUGAACAUUGAAUCCAAAUACUACGAUCGUUUCAAAGGCGAACAAUUUGCCAUCAUGGCAGAUGGCAAGACUCAAGCCAAAGGCGAACGACCCUCAUUCAAACAUGGCAUCAUGGAUAAACAAUCUUAUAUUAGCACAAAAUCCAUAGACAAUGCUGCAAAGUAUGUUGUCGGGAUUCUGCAAGAUAAAGAAGUCCAUUUGUCCUCGUUGACAAGCAUUUUGCAAUUACGCCCGAAUUUUCAGUAUUUCGAUAAAGAGGACAAACGUGCCAAGGCGGAGGAAAAGUCAAUCAAUGAAGAAGACGACGACGAAGAACUUCAGCAAGUCACUGUGAAAUUUUCGAAAACUGGAGCGAAUCGUAAUAAGAAAAUCAAAGACAAAAGCUAUGAUAGUUUUGUUAAACGAUGUACUGAAGAGCCUUGGUGUGAGACACUUUGGCAUCCUCGAACAUCGCCAACUGCUGAGCUGGAGCGACAAAAGUUAUUUGCCACUCAACAGCAGACAAGUCAUUCAAUGGAGUUGAAAGCUCAAAAGUAUGCUGGCAAAUUGUUGAUUCAAAAUUGCCAGGAAAUGAGUAUCGAUACGGUUCUGCCAUCUAAGGUGAUUGGUAAGAGCAAGUUAAAAACUAUGCCGUUGACUGAUCAAUUGAAGGUGAUUCUUAAAGAUGCUCGCAUGCUUACUUUUGAUGAUAUCAUGUCGAUACUGACAGAAAGUGAUGAAUGUCUUAGUUCGGAAAGAAAUGUGAAUGGUAUAAAUUCGGAAAAAUUCACUCCAUUACUUGUGCUACGGACUUUGGCGCUAGUGGGAGUAUUAAUUAAAGGCAAUUGGGUUGCCAAAUCAGAAGUCAUUUAUCCUCCAGAUAAUUUAUCGAAUGCUAAUGGUGUUGGUUCUGAUUUGAUGAUUCGUGCUAGAGACUAUAUUCUUUACAAAUUCUCCAAACAAGAAUUCCUAGAUCGACGUCAAGUGAUCCAAGCAACUCAACUACCACCCGAAGAAGCAUUAGAAACCUUACAAUCCGUAGCUAAAUUAAAUACGGAAAAGAAAUGGCAACUCCUUUUACCACCCGAUAAAACUUUCAUAAUUCGCUACUCGGAUCAUGUGCAACGACAAGAUAUGCUUUGGCAGGCUACCGAACAGACAUUUAACGAAAUGGACUUUGAAAAGUCACCCAAACGAGUUCGCAAACGAUCUGUCAGAGAAGCCAAAUUAGAUAAGUCAUUAGCGUGAGAUCACCUAUCGAAUUGUUAAGUUUCUAUUAUAUAAGAAUUAGGUUUUAUACUACUACACACAAAAUGUAAAAAAUAAAUACAAAAGAAAAAAAAAGAAAUUAUAAUAUUAAAUCAAACAUUAAACAUAUAC